CGCAAUUAUUUGCAGCCAGUUGGCAGUACUCUUUGCGAACCACUAAUCUGAACUGAACCAGCUAUCGGAACCAAUGGACGCGGGCACCAAAAUAUUAGUUGUGGGCGAUGUGCGGGGCCGUUUCAAGCAGUUAUUCCAGCGGGUGGAAACGGUCAACAAAAAAGCGGGACCCUUUGAGAUACUGUGCUGCGUCGGAGACUUUUUUGGCGAUGAUAAACAGAACGAGGAGCUGAUUGCCUACAAGAAUGGAUUCAAGCACAUCACAGUGCCCACCUACAUACUCGGUCCAAACCAGAAGGAGCAUGAAAAGCAUUUUGAGGAUCUGUCGGAUGGUGAAAUAUGCACAAACCUCUCAUACCUCGGCAAACGAGGGGUGUACACGCUUACCAGUGGCGUUAAAAUAGCCUAUUUAAGUGGCGUGGAAUCAGCUGGUGGUGCAGAUUCAGCUAAGUCAAACCACGAGUUCACUAAAUCUGAUAUUUUUGCCGUCAGAAAUUCGUGCUUGGUGUCGAAGAACUGCUCCACCGAGUACAGAGGAGUGGACGUACUUCUCACAUCGCAAUGGUCAUACGGGAUGCAGGAGAAUGCGAAUGAAAGAGCAUCCAAGCUGAUAUCGUUCCUCUGUCGGGAGAUCAAGCCACGCUAUCAUUUUUGUGCCAUCAACGGCACCUACUUUGAGUGCCCGCCAUUUCGUAUGCCAAAAGACGAGACCACGCAGUUUGAGCUCUGUACCCGAUUCAUCUCACUAGCUGAUGUGGGAAACAGUGAAAAGGCAAAAUAUAUAUACGCGCUCAGCCUAAAACCUGUCGACAAGUCCCGACUGCUUGAUCUGGUGCAGAAGACAACCAAUGAAAUUCCGUGUCCCUAUGCUGGGCUAGAUUUGUGCGGAACCGUCGACAAGAAUGACACAUCGGAAACCCGCCAGUAUUUUUACGAUAUGGAAAAAAAUAAAUCAAAAGGAGAGCGUGGCUAUGGGAAAAAACGGCGUAUGCAAGAAUUGAACCAGGAAAAAUGCUGGUUCUGUUUAUCAUCGCCCGAUGUAGAAAAGCAUCUCAUUAUUACUAUCGGCGAACGUUUCUAUCUGGCCCUGGCCAAGGGUCCAAUUAACAGAUACCAUGUCAUGAUAUUGUCCACAAAGCAUCUGCCCUGCGCAGCACAACUAACCACUGAGGAUUGGGAGGAGCUGGACAAAUUUAAAAACGCCUUGCGAAAGUUCUUCAAAACCAUCGGUCAAGUGGUGUGCUUUACGGAACGCCAUUACAAGUCGUUCCACCUACAGAUCAAUGUGCUCGGCUUCGAGGAAGGUUAUGCAUGGAAGAUAAAGCAUAGUUUUGAGGACAAAGCGGAGGAAUUCAAUCUUCAAUUUGAGACGCUACCGGCAUUAGAUUCUCCGAAAAUGUUACCAGAAAUAGGACCUUAUUUUCUGGCCGAGCUCCCCGAUGACAGCACACUCAUUACGCGGCAGAUGAAUCACUUCCCGCUGCAUUUCGCAAGGGACGUUUUCUGUUCGGAGAAUCUUCUUAAUUGUGACGAAAAAGUCAACUGGAAGGAAUGCCUUCUCGAGAAAGACGAAGAGGCGACUUAUGUUUCAGACUUCCGGAAGGGGUUUGCCCCAUUUGACUUCACUGUCUAAGUGUUUAUUUUAAAAGAAUGUAGGUAUAAUAAAGUUAUAAUAUCGUUUGUAA
Drosophila miranda is the source of this 1685-nucleotide messenger RNA. RefSeq names its product CWF19-like protein 1 homolog. The transcript has 8 exons. Lineage: Eukaryota; Metazoa; Arthropoda; Insecta; Diptera; Drosophilidae. Bases 74 to 1633 code for a protein of 519 amino acids. Gene Ontology annotation, cellular component: post-mRNA release spliceosomal complex. Gene Ontology annotation, molecular function: RNA lariat debranching enzyme activator activity. The record is from RefSeq and is a predicted model, not a curated record. Gene Ontology annotation, biological process: mRNA splicing, via spliceosome.